Messenger RNA from Drosophila virilis, 1940 nucleotides. It is a transcript of the gene x16, whose product is annotated as x16 splicing factor. NCBI's taxonomy places the organism in Eukaryota, Metazoa, Arthropoda, Insecta, Diptera, Drosophilidae. Gene Ontology annotation, molecular function: RNA binding; zinc ion binding. The record is from RefSeq and is a predicted model, not a curated record.
UAAACCAGUUGUUCAUUUAGUGAGCAAUUCUGUUUGGUUCACUCACCUAACCAUUGUGCGAGUCGGCAAAAACAGUUUUGCCGAAAUAAAUAUAGUGCCUAAAUAACAAAAAGUCAAAGAUAUAUACAUCAAGUAAUGAGAAGCUAUCAUCAUUUCGAUUAACCGAAUGCACUUUUGACAAGGGCAACUAACGCGAAACUUUUGCACUCAAAUCGAUUUUUUCUGCGCUACUUGCGAUUUUCAUAGCGCCCAACCAACAAACCCAAGCUAGAAAAUGUCGCGGCAUCCUAGCGACCGGAAAGUGUAUGUUGGCGAUUUGGGCAAUAAUGCACGAAAGAACGAUUUGGAGUAUGUAUUUGGUGCCUAUGGAAGUUUGCGCAGUGUUUGGAUUGCACGCAAUCCGCCAGGUUUCGCAUUUGUAGAGUUCGAGAGCGCCAGAGAUGCAGCUGAUGCAGUGCGUGGCCUGGACGGACGAACAUUGUGCGGUCGCAGAGCUCGUGUCGAGCUGUCCACAGGAAAAUACGCUCGUUCGGGCGGUGGUGGCGGUGGUGGAGGAGGAGGCGGUGGCGGCGGUGGUGGUGGUGGUUUUGGAGGAGGACGUGACCGAGGCGGCGGUCGUAGCGACGAUAAAUGCUAUGAAUGCGGCAUGCGUGGUCAUUUUGCGCGCCAUUGCCGCGAGCGCAAGGCUAGACAACGACGCAGAAGCAACUCGUUGAGCAGAUCGCGCAGCACAUCGAGACGCCGUCGCACUCGCUCCAAAUCCGGCACUCGUUCGCGCAGCCGCUCCGCCGGCUCGGUGGGUCGCCGCACCGGACGGUCGCGUGAGAAUGGACGGGAUGAGAACGGAUCGGUGUCACGCUAUAGUGACCAGGAGCGCAACGGCAGCGGUGUGGUCGAUUCGCCGCCGCCAGUGAAGCGACGAUACGAUGAUGAUGAUGAUGACAGAGAUAGGGGCUCGAGAUCGCCGUCACCGCCCCGUCGUGGUUCACCGUUGAGGCGUCGUGGCGAUUCCUCCGUGUCGCGUUCCAUGUCCAGGGAUUAGCAUUGGAAGGAUUAUCAAUUUGGCCAUUUACAAUAGGGCUCAACCUGCUCCUUCAUUCCUGAAACCAACACACAAGCACCCAAGCACCCAAAUUACAUUAAUAUGUUCGUCAGGCAGUAAAUCAUUUAGUUGCCCACAUUCUUAGCUUAGAAUAUAAUCUAUAGUUUAAUAUAAAUGCAUACAUAUACUCUUUCCUCCUUUUUUUUAAUCUCCUCACGAUUCCCAAUUCAACUGAGCAAAGCACGCCAGGCAGAACAAAUUGUGCGUUUGAUUAUUUUGUGUCCAUAUCACACUACAGGAAAUUCUAAAAAACAAAAUCAAAAACAAAAACAACAACAACAGAUCGAAUCCGCCUCCAGAAAGUCGAUCUAGUCAUGCUGCAGAUUACAUUUAUGUUUAUCUGUCGUGAACAAAUAUGUUUUUGCUUUUUCAUAUACAUAUAUUAAAUACGUACAUAAAUUAUAUAGACACAUAUAUCAGGCUAAGAAUGUUUUGUAUUCAAAAAAACAAAAAAAAAAAAAGAAGAAAAAAGUAAAGAAAAGAAAAAAAUUAAAGGGCAGCUUGAAUCUUUGUAGGAUGUAUGAAUAUUUCACUUGGACAACUGAAAUUCUAUCCUCAUGUCAAUUUUAUGAUGUAACUUAUCACUGAAACCUUUUAAUCUUGAACACAGAAUGCCCGAAAUGAUAUUUCACUUCAAGUUUGUAAGGUGUUUUUUUAAAAAUAUUCAUAUUAAUUAAGCAAAAUUAUUGCAAAUUCAGAUUUCUCAUACAUUACGUCAUAGUUAAGUAUUAUAAUAAUAAUGUAUGAAUUUUUUGAAAUGCGUAUUUGUAUGUAGCAGAUGCGUAGAGAACCUACAAUACAUUAAUAUUCAAUCAAUAAAUCAAAUGCCAAAAAAAAA